This is a messenger RNA of Engraulis encrasicolus (European anchovy), 1123 nucleotides long. It is a transcript of the gene dynll2a, whose product is annotated as dynein, light chain, LC8-type 2a. Gene Ontology annotation, cellular component: cytoplasmic dynein complex. NCBI's taxonomy places the organism in Eukaryota, Metazoa, Chordata, Actinopteri, Clupeiformes, Engraulidae. The record is from RefSeq and is a predicted model, not a curated record. Gene Ontology annotation, biological process: microtubule-based process. The coding region runs from base 171 to 440 and encodes 89 amino acids. Gene Ontology annotation, molecular function: dynein intermediate chain binding. The transcript is spliced from 3 exons.
UUUCAGAGUGGGGGAGCAGAUACCCGCAUAUUUGCCGCGAGUAGAGCUAAAUCUUAAUCGAUAGCCUCAGCGUGAGAUAGCAAGGUGUAUUUGGAACGUGGAGCUGGUCGACACCUAGGCUGCAUCUUGGACAUUUCCGAAGCUAACAUUUGCGUAAAAACCAAGACACCAUGACGGACAGGAAGGCUGUGAUCAAGAAUGCUGACAUGUCUGAGGACAUGCAGCAGGAUGCGGUGGACUGUGCCACCCAGGCCAUGGAGAAGUACAACAUCGAGAAGGACAUCGCUGCCUACAUCAAAAAGGAGUUCGACAAGAAGUACAACCCCACAUGGCACUGUAUCGUGGGCAGGAAUUUCGGCAGCUACGUCACCCACGAGACCAAGCACUUCAUCUACUUCUACCUGGGCCAGGUGGCCAUCCUCCUCUUCAAGUCCGGCUGAGGGGGCGUGGUGGGGGUGGGGUCGAGGGCGGGGACAUCACUGUCCGUGGGGGGCGUGGCGUGGCGAGGCAGGCCGGUAAGGGAUAUGUGGGGGCAAAAUAAACCGACAACAACAACGAGACCCAUGCACCUCUUCGUCGCCCCCCUCCCCACUCUCUUCUCUGCCCACUCUUGACCCUCUCCACUACCUGGACUCGCUGACGCACUCGGUGGCUGUAGUUUCAUCCACCCACUUCAACUAUCAACAACAACAACGGCAUCUCAUUGUGCUGCUGGCUGUGCACAAUUGCAUGGACUGCAAAAAACAUCCUUAUAUGUGUAUAUGUUGCAGUGGGAAUUGCUUUUUGAAUUUUGUUUUUGUUUUCUUCUUCUUUCCCCUCCAUGUAGACCGAUGCCCAUGAGAGUAUGGAGGAAGUUAUUUUUUAAAUUAUUUGUUUCUUUUUCUGUUGUUUAACGGUCUCUGAAACAAGGGGGGAUAAUUUGUUAGCAUUGCAGUUGUAUAAAAAAAGAAAACGAAAAUGCUUUAAAGUGGCCUUUUUGAUUAUGGAGUCACACACAUUUAGAAAAAUAAAUAAAGGAGAGUUAGACUUAUACAGAAUGUGUUUGUAUGUGUUGGCGUUCCUUAUUGCGAGGAUGCAUUUGCUUUCAGUAAAGUAGUGCUGCCACUUUGAAGUGGUUCUCCCA